Molecule: messenger RNA, 1013 nt
Organism: Puma concolor (puma)
Lineage: Eukaryota; Metazoa; Chordata; Mammalia; Carnivora; Felidae
Gene: CHIC2
Product: cysteine rich hydrophobic domain 2
Cellular component (GO): plasma membrane; Golgi-associated vesicle
Source: RefSeq, a predicted model, not a curated record
UCUCGCGAUGCCGUAGCCGGCUGCUCCCGCUGCGGGUGGCUCUGGCUGUUGCUGUGGUUGCCUGAGUUGCUGCUGCGGCGGCGGCGGCGGCACUGGUGGAGGUGUCGGCCCUUGGGCGGAUGUUGACAUUGUGUUGUUGUUAUUGCUGAUGGUAAUGGCGGCGGCGGCGGUGGCGACGGCCGGGACCCCAUCUCUGUAGCCGGAGCCGAGGCAGCCAAGAGCGAACUCCGCGGCCUCUGAGCCCGAGGCAGCGACUCCCCUCAGCCUCCGCCGCCUCGCCUGCCCGUUUCCCGGCCGCGGCGCCGGCCCCUGGAGUCAGGCCCCUUUGGGCAGGGGGCCUCGGAGGCUCAGGAUGGCGGAUUUCGACGAGAUCUAUGAGGAGGAGGAGGACGAGGAGCGGGCCCUGGAGGAGCAGCUGCUCAAAUACUCGCCGGACCCAGUGGUGGUCCGCGGCUCCGGUCACGUCACCGUAUUUGGACUGAGCAACAAAUUUGAAUCAGAAUUCCCUUCUUCGUUAACUGGAAAAGUAGCUCCUGAAGAAUUUAAAGCCAGCAUCAACAGAGUUAACAGUUGUCUUAAGAAGAACCUUCCUGUUAAUGUACGUUGGCUACUUUGUGGCUGCCUUUGUUGCUGCUGCACAUUAGGUUGCAGUAUGUGGCCAGUUAUUUGCCUCAGUAAAAGAACACGAAGAUCGAUUGAGAAGUUAUUAGAAUGGGAAAACAAUAGGUUAUACCACAAGCUGUGCUUGCACUGGAGACUGAGCAAAAGGAAAUGUGAAACGAAUAACAUGAUGGAAUAUGUCAUCCUCAUAGAAUUUUUACCAAAGACACCGAUUUUUCGACCAGAUUAGCAUUCACUUUAUUUAUAGAGACUUUCCAAGUAUGUUGUCUUUCCAAUGGUGCCUUGCUUGGUGCUCUCCUGGUGGUGACAUAACAUUGGUUCUACAGAAUCGUGUGGUGUUUUGUUUUUUUGUUUUUUUUUUUCUGUUUUUGUUUUUUUAAAUAACCGCAUGU